AUACACGCUCUCUCCCUCUCUCCCACUCUAUCAGUUGUCUUUUCACUUAGAUCUCUAUUCUCUAUCUUCAAUACAGACCUCAAGAUUCCAUCUAUUUACGGCCCAUCAUUGUCUCCUGGCUAAGUUUUGCCGUUUUUGUUUUUGUUUUUUGUUGGUUUACCAGUCCCAGUAGCUUAUGCUUUCGUUAAGCUUUUACCGUCGGUUGCUUCCUCCUCAAGAUCUUAUCCGAGUCUGCUUAGAAAUCAAGCUGAAAUUUUCCCAAGAAAGUGAAAGAAAAAUUCCCCAGAAUUUUCUGGUUAAAGUUGUGAGCGAUUUGUAUAAUAGUUCCCCGACACCAGACGGUGCCAUGAGCCUUGAGUUUUGGUCCACUCUCCAAGGCUUUGAAAAAAAAAAAUAGAACAAAGCGAAACAGAGGCGUGUGUUCCAUGGAAUCAAAUUCCCAGCACAGUUAUCAACUCCAGCAACACGAUAAUCACCAAACGAAUUCUGGGUUAUUGCGGUUUCGCUCUGCCCCCAGCUCGCUUCUGUCCAAUUUCACCGAGGAGUGUGUUGGUUCCGGUGCCAACAAGGGCAAUUUCACGGAGGGCUCUGAUUCGGAGAGAUUAAUUUCAAGAUUUCUGAAUUACGGUGGCGGCGCAAAUUCAACUUCUCCGAGUUUCCAAGAUUUUGAGGAUAAGCCUCCGGUGUUGGCGGCGACCGAGGCGGCUGCGAACCGUGUGAGCUCUCAGCAGGGCUAUUCUGGGGGUCUGCCUCCCCAUUAUCCUAGAUAUAGCACGACUGCGACAACUUCUUCUGCCAUGGAUGGCGCAUACGGGUUGGUGGGUUCAAUGGCAAUGGAUGGCCACGUUCAAACGAAAGCAGUUAACUCCAAUAUUGUCAGGCAGAGCAGCUCGCCUGCUGGGCUUUUCUCCCAGAUUUCUAUCCCAAAUGGCUAUGCCUCCAUGAAAGAUCCUGGAAACUACGGUGAAGUGAAUGGUACUAGUGGAGAUGUAAGUCCGUCUACAAAUGGAUUGAAGAGUCAAAUUAGUUUCUCUUCGAGACUUCCUUCUUCCCUAGGAAUGUUGUCGCAGAUCUCUGAACUGGGGACUGAUGCUGUUGGGCCAAAUAGUCCCCGUGAUGGAAAACUUGGAAAUGGAAAUGAUGAUGCUCGAUUUUACGGCCUUGGGUUCCCAUAUGGUUCUUGGAAUGAUCCAUCUCAUCUCACAGACAAUUUUUCUGCCAUGAAAAGAGAACAAGAUGAUGAUGGGAAACUCUUUUCUGAUGCUCAGAAUGGAGGACUUGGAACUCGGGUUCAUAUAUUAUCCCACCACUUAAGUUUGCCAAAGAAUUCUUCAGAGAUUGUUGCCAUGGAAAAGUUCCUGCAAUUCCAAGAUUCUGUUCCUUGUAAAAUUAGAGCUAAGCGUGGCUGUGCCACUCAUCCUCGAAGCAUUGCAGAAAGGGUUAGAAGAACCCGGAUUAGCGAAAGAAUGAGGAAACUACAGGAGCUCGUCCCUAACAUGGACAAGCAAACGAACACGGCAGACAUGUUGGACUUGGCUGUCGAUUACAUCAAAGACCUUCAGGAACAGUUCAAGACUCUAAGUGAAAAUCGAGCCAACUGCAAGUGUUUAAGCAUGCAGAAUCCAGUCUCAAAUCAAAUUGCUUAACUUGCUGCUGUAGAGAAGAUAAGAGAGAAACGGAGAAUUGGAUAGAAACCAGAUAUUAUUUAUGGCUGAGCAAUAAGUGGAAGUAGCUUAAGAUAUUAUCUUUUAGAGUUGCUGUGACAUAGAAAGUUGGUUUUUCUGUUUUCACCACAAGAAUUCAGGUAGCGUAGUCUAACUGGGCUUCUAGUCACACGAUACAUGAAAUAAAAGAGAGGAUCAAUUGUAUAGGUCGUGUUGUUCAAAUAGUGGAAUCCUCGAUUUAUGUGAUCGAUGAGCUGCUGCUUCUUUUGAAUAA
This is a messenger RNA of Carya illinoinensis, 1938 nucleotides long. Its product is annotated as transcription factor bHLH130-like. Gene Ontology annotation, biological process: regulation of transcription by RNA polymerase II. Gene Ontology annotation, cellular component: nucleus. The transcript has 6 exons. The record is from RefSeq and is a predicted model, not a curated record. Bases 426 to 1646 code for a protein of 406 amino acids. Gene Ontology annotation, molecular function: DNA-binding transcription factor activity, RNA polymerase II-specific; protein dimerization activity; RNA polymerase II cis-regulatory region sequence-specific DNA binding. Lineage: Eukaryota; Viridiplantae; Streptophyta; Magnoliopsida; Fagales; Juglandaceae.